This is a messenger RNA of Impatiens glandulifera, 569 nucleotides long. Its product is annotated as cysteine proteinase inhibitor B-like. Bases 33 to 449 code for a protein of 138 amino acids. The record is from RefSeq and is a predicted model, not a curated record. Gene Ontology annotation, molecular function: cysteine-type endopeptidase inhibitor activity. NCBI's taxonomy places the organism in Eukaryota, Viridiplantae, Streptophyta, Magnoliopsida, Ericales, Balsaminaceae. The transcript has a single exon.
UCUUCUUCAUUCCUCCAUCAGUUUCAUCUCUAAUGGCGACUCUUUCCUCAGUUAAGAUUACAUUAGCCUUCCUCCUCGCCAUCUGCCUCCUCUCACACUACUCAGAAGCAUUUGGUGGCCUUCUCGGAGGUCGGACAAAGCUCAAAAACUUGAAGACCGACAAGGAAAUCCAGGAUCUAGGACGAUACGCCGUCGAACGUUACAACACCCAGAAGGGUAUCUACAUAAAGAACGGAUCCACGUCCACCGAGGAUCAUCUAAAGUUCCAGGAGGUGGUGGAAGCUGAGAAGCAAGUUGUUUCCGGUAUCAAAUACUACCUCAAGAUCACUGCAGUAACCAAGUCCGGAACCACAAACACCUUCAAUGCCGUGUUGAUGGUGACACCAUGGAAAAACUCCAAACAGCUUCUCCGAUUCACUCCUUCUCAUUCCCCUGCUGUUACAAAGUAGAACUAGAAACUCAAAUUAUGUCUGUCUGUCUGUCUAAUCAAGAUUUUGCCCUCCCUCUGAUGUAGUAGUAGUAGUAGUAAUAAUAAUAAUCAUAAUAAUAAAGAGAGAUAUGAAUGAGUU